GUGGGGAGCGAAAGUGUGUGGUCCUGCCCCGGUCUUUAGAGGACCUCUUCUUCGUUAUUCGUCCGACUGCCCGAACAUUUCCUUGCUCCGGCAGCGGAAUGGAAGAACCCUGGUGACAGCACCACGGACAGACCCACGCUGAGACCGAGGAUGGCGGUGGACGCGGCUUCCAGCUUCAGCUUUUGCCGCGCCUCCCUGGAGCACACGCUGUCGGCCGAAGAACUGAGCUACCAGCUGCCACGUCGCUCGGGAGGCAGCAACCUGACCUGGCACGACGGCCGCGGCCAGACGACGGCGCACACACGCACUGUCAAACUUUUGCAGCAACCUGGCACGGAGGGCAUCCAGCUGCAUCCAGGUGAAGCGUUUACUGUGUAUCACACCAGCCCAACGUUGUCAAGUCUGUCCAAACCUGUGGUGCUGUGGACUCAACAGGACGUCUGCAAGUGGCUUAAGAAAAACUGUCCUCACAACUACCUGACCUAUGUAGAAGCCUUCUCUCAUCACGCCAUCACAGGGCGGGCCUUGCUGCGUUUGAAUGGGGAGAAGCUUCAGAGAAUGGGAAUUGUCCAGGAGACACUAAGGCAGGAAGUCCUCCAACAGGUCCUCCAGCUUCAGGUUAGGGAAGAAGUUCGCAACCUACAGCUCCUUAGUCGAACCUCCUUUGGAAACUUUUCUUAGUUCAUCCCUUGGUCCACUUGGCAGCCUUUGCCCCCGUCCCCUGCCACACAAAAAAAAAAAAAACACACUCCACGAGCCUUGGAAGAGCUUCUGUCUUGAGAUUGGUGAGCGGAGAAUCAAGCGGACAAGCCGAGAGACGCCGUGCCAACCAGUCUGGUGGAUUGUCAUUCAGCAUCGGUUUAGCAGGCCUGAAGACCUGCGUACCAACUGUAGCAUAGUGAGAAGGUGGGAGCAUGAUGUUGUAGCUAACUAAAACUGGUUUAUGCCUACUUUCAGCAACUCUAUUCUUAGUGGACUUAAAUGUGGGCUCCUCAUGCUUUGUGGAAAUAAUGGCCAACCACUUCCUCUAUUUACAAGGAUCAUAUUGCUCCACAUUGAUUGAUCAAUAUGUUCAUGGUGUUUACCUCCACUGAGAGGCCAGUAUGAUUCAGUACACAAUAGUAAUGAACACUGUUAAAGCUGCUGUGUCACUAAUAAGUGGCAGCCUAGAGAACAAACGUUCUAACGAUCUGCUAGCGUUUUAUCCCGCAUUCUCCCUGAUUCCACCAUGUCAGCUACACCACACUAAAAGGACAAAGCAAAACCGUAUGGUACAAAAGCAGAGUUUGGGAAAGUCUAUGAUUUUACUCACGUUUGAAAUAAUUUCGUUCUCCAAAGUAUCCUCCUUGUAUGUGCGCGCGUUUGCGUAAGACCAAACAGCGAUUUUUUUUUACAAAUUGUAACUUCUAAUUAUGACAAAUAUAGACAUUUAUUUGUUAAACCUGUCUUCUUAAAGGGGCCAAUGAUUAUUUUAAUCUAGUUUUAAAACCCUUCCUUGUAUUAUAGAUUAGGGCAGUGGUUCUUAACCUUGUUGGAGGUACCGAGCCCCACCAGUUUCAUAUGCGCAUUCACCGAACCCUUCUUUAGUGAAAAAUAAAAUGUUUUUAUUUUUUCAAAUUCAAGAAAAAGUCAUGUUUUUCUACUGGUGCACAAAAUGAACCGUGCAUGAACAUCACCUUGUUCAAAGAACAAAACCAACACAGUGCAUAAACUCACAACAUAUUACACACCUUACAAACAUUACCAUGAAUUGAUUAACGUGGACCCCGACUUAAACAAGUUGAAAAACUUAUUGGGGUGUUACCAUUUAGUGGUCAAUUGAACGGAAUAUGUACUGUACUGUGUAAACUGUACUGUUUCAUAUAAUGUAUUCUCUUCUUUUGCAAUCUGCUAGUAAAAGUUUCAAUCGAUCAAUCAAACAACCUGCAAAGCAGAUGGAAAAUUAGAGGGACCAUUGUUUGGGGGUAUCCAUAAUACGCUGAUAGGGAGAAGUUUUUAUUUACGCGAUAAGUCUGAGGCCAACUACCGAACCCCUUGGGUUCGAUCGAACCCAGGUUAAGAACCACUGGAUUAGGGGUUUCUUAACCAUAUGGCUGGGGCCCAUUGUUUGGAUGCGAGCGCCCCCUAGAGGGCCAUCAAAAAAGAUAUUUUCCCCCAGCUGUGAUCUGUACGGACCGCAGCAGUACUCAGUUGUUAUACACUUUUCCACCACUUGUGGCAGUAUUGACAAUCUCAAACAAGUGUGGAGCUUUAUAGAGAAGCUUCUUAAGCGCAAGAAAAUAUGGACUAAAGUGGUGAAGUUGUAUUUUCAUUUGCACUUUAAUGUUAUUGACAGUUGAAAAAAAUAUGAAUUAUCAAUUUUCGUGCACAACAUAAUUGUAUGUAAAAAGUGUUGUUGUCAGAUAUUUAUGAGUCACUUUUUAUGCAUUAUAUGUGGUUAGUCCUUAUUCCUCUAAUCAGUCAUGGUUUAAUAUCAGUUGACAAGGUUGUAAACUAGAAGUAGGUUAGAUAUAAUUAUUAAAUAUGAUUAAAAUCAAAAGUAAGAUUACUAAUUCCUCAAUAAUAUUUGAGUGGUCACCAGGCCACUCUGUAGUGGAAAAGUUGGGUCCCAAGGUCCAAAAGGUUAAGAACCCCUGGUCUAGAAAUUAUGUAUUGGAUAUGUAACUUUUGCAUAAGUUUGGCUCCACAGUCACUUUUAUAACCUGUUUGUGAGCCUCUCUGCAAGAUGUUUGUUUGUGGAGGCGUUCCCAGAUUGCAAAUGAACCACACCUAAUUUAUUUUUUUGGAAAAUGUACCUUGUUUGAAUAUAUAUCUUGAAGUUGUCAUGGCCAUUUUUUUUUUAGACAAGAUCGACAAUAAUAAACUUCAUAAACAUUAUAUAGAUUCACCCGGUCACAACAUUAUCUGCAUUAAAAACAGCUGCUUCUAGCAACAUUUAUGUGACACGUACAGCAUUCUGCACAAGCCACAAUUAGGUGACAGAUUUUGUGUUUCCUCAUUGACUGACGCAGAGAGGGGAGCACCUCUUCUCUGGCCAAGAGCAUAUACUUAAUGUCUAAAUAAGUACGUCCACCUCACUGUGACGUCACAAAAUACUGCGGGCAGGGGCAACCAAACUGCGUGCUCGUUAAAGGGGAACAUUAUCACCAGACAUAUGUAAGCGUCAAUAUAUACCUUGAUGUUGCAGAAAAAAGACCAUAUAUUUUUUUAACCGAUUUCCGAACUCUAAAUGGGUGAAUUUUGGCGAAUUAAACGCCUUUCUAAUAUUCGCUCUUGGAGCGAUGACGUCACAACGUGGCGUCACAUCGGGAAGCAAUCCGCCAUUUUCUCAAACACUGAGUCAAAUUAGCUCUGUUAUUUUCCGUUUUUUUCGACUGUUUUCCGUACCUUGGAGACAUCAUGCCUCGUCGGUGUGUUGUCGGAGGGUGUAACAACACGAACAGGGACGGAUUCAAGUUGCACCAGUGGCCCAAAGAUGCGAAAGUGGCAAGAAAUUGGACG
Messenger RNA from Nerophis lumbriciformis (worm pipefish), 3501 nucleotides. It is a transcript of the gene samd10b, whose product is annotated as sterile alpha motif domain containing 10b. The record is from RefSeq and is a predicted model, not a curated record. Gene Ontology annotation, cellular component: cytoplasmic side of plasma membrane. Gene Ontology annotation, biological process: cell surface receptor protein tyrosine kinase signaling pathway. Lineage: Eukaryota; Metazoa; Chordata; Actinopteri; Syngnathiformes; Syngnathidae. Gene Ontology annotation, molecular function: protein binding.